GUCGCCCAUGGAAAGUUAAAGCAGACAGACGACACUGUGUUCCAGAACAAUUUUCGAUUGUCUCCAUCAAUUUUGGAGUGUGUCAUUUUACCGAGCACUUCAUUCGUAUUUGUUUUUUAAAUUAGAUUUUCUUUUUUAUUUAUUUAUUCCUCCGUCAAUUGCGAAUCGUGAUUUGUGGUACAUUUCCAAAAAGGAGAUUGAACGUUUUCAAGUGAAGUGAAAAAUGGUGGGCGGUCGCAGUGGCAGUUAUUCGUUCGAAGAGAAAAAUCUCAACAGUCCAGCAGAAGACAAGUCGAUCGACGAUGAUAUUCCAAAGAAAAGUGAUCUCCGGGGUGAAACAGAAAUGAUGGGUUCUGGAGUCGACGAAGUGGACUACGCCAAGCAAGUGGAACCGGAAAUAGAACGCAAACGGCGCUAUUUCAGCCUGGUCAUCAUCACCUUCACCGCAUUCGCCUUUAAUUUAUCCUUCUAGUUUUUUUCUUUAUCCUCCUAUUUUCUAAUUUUUAUUAGUCGAUGAUGGCGCUACCGUCAGCCUGGCGAGAUAGCGCUUGUUAAACAAAUGGAUACCCCGUCAGCCAACGGAUGAUGAUCCACCGCCUCUCAGCCGGAGUAAAAAUGGAAAAGUGCUCCCUCAUGCUUGAAUUUCCCCCGAAUUUAAAGUUUCGACUGCGGAUUUUCCCAAUUGUCGAGGGCCAGUUCACGGUCACGCUGGUGGUAACAGCCUGUCAUCAUGAUAGUCUGUGAAGGUAUUUGACGUCGGUGCUGUUAGAACGCGAGGGUGGCUGCUGUUGUGAACGACACGAUUAGAUGCAUAACAUGGUGUCGAGCUCAAGUUACUACGAGUAGUUCAGAUUUCUAUCAUAUGAAACCAUUAGCACCUACUAGACGUGCGUCGUUCAAAUGCCAAUGACCAACAGCCACGUCAACAAUUAUUCACGACGACACUAUUAUGUAUACAUAAGCCGUCGUCUUUGCCAGUUCAUUUCACAGAUAUUUUCUGAUCUUCACACAGUUUAGUAUAGACUCGCUGAAAACUCUUCAUCUUGAAUUUUAAGGUAUAAAGAUAAAUUGAAUUUAUUAUUAAACCAAAUAUGUUAUUUCUCGUAAGUUUUCUGUUUUGUUAAUUCUGAUAUCUGUAAUUUGCCCUUUAAAUUUUUGUAAAACAAAUAUUGAUGGAAUUGUUCAAAAUUUGAAUUUUUCAUUGUUGUAUUAACGUAAUUUGUCCAUCAUGGCUAUAAUUAAUUGGCAAAUUAAUUGCUUCAAAUCCACAAGCAUUGUUGAUAACUAACAUUGCAAUAAAAUAAACUGUUAUUUGAUAGGUUUUAUAAAACAAAUAUUCACCUCACAAGCUGAAAAAUGGGCAGAAAAAGAGGAAAGCAGACAAUCGGAAAAGAACAAGGUGGACAAGAAGGUGCUGAAGCACAAGCAGCCAUGGAAAUGGAGUCUCAACUUCCGCAAAGAAUGACCCAGAGACCUGCUGGUGCGCCCCAGCAACCACGUCCUUAUUCUGCUCCUCAUGGACAACAGCCUCGUUCCAUCACUCCCCAAACCCAACGCCUAGGAGCUCAGGGCGCAGCACUUCGCCCCCCUCCGCGCAGUGCUGCAGGUGGCGUAGGAACUUUAGGUCGGCCGAUCAAGCUUUCUGCCAAUCAUUUUGCCGUCGAUAUGAAGAAAACGAUUCUUUAUCAUUACGACGUUGAAGUCAAACCUCUUCCCCCGAAAACGCUUCUCAAAAAAGUCAUCGGGCAGUUUCUAGGGAGCGACUCACGUUUCAAAGACAUUUUUCCGGUUUUUGAUUUGAAAAAGAACAUCUACACAGCUCGUCGGAUUCCGGGCUUGGAUUCAAAGGUUGAAAUCAAGUUGGAAUUUCAAGAGUUGGAUUGUGAUGGAACUCCCAGGUUGAACGAAUUCACCAUCAGCUUGCAACCCACUGGCAAAUUGGAAAUUGAUUUGAGGGCCCUGGCCAGUUACUGUCAAGGUGGUUCCGGUUCGUCCGUUAACAUACCCCUUCGUCCUAUUCAAGCCUUGGAUAUCGCAUUAAAAUAUGGCGCCGCUCAACGUUGUACACAGGUGAUGCUCGGAAGUUGCUUGCUUUCGAAGCCUGUUGCUGGAAGGAGCGAAGAACUCGGAGGAGGAGUGGAGGUCUGGUUUGGACAUUUCCAGUCCUUGCGUCUGGGUUGGAAACCGUUUCUUAAUGUGGACGCCACCCAACGUGCCUUUAUGAAAUCCGGCCUAGUUCACGAAAUAAUGGCAAACAUGUUCAGAGCUAGACCUGGUGAUAGGUUGAAAGAGCGCGACUACAAGGAUUUUCACAAGACAAUUGCCACCUUGAAGGUUUCCUACAACCGUGGGAAAUACAAAGCCACGGUUGGAUGUAAUGGUAUUAAAGGAGCGGCCAACACGGAGAAAUUUGAAUGCGAUGGCAAGACGGUCACGGUCCAGGAAUACUUUGAAAAGAAACUCAACAUGAAGUUGAAGUAUCCCGACCUUCCCUGUGUCUGGGUAGGAAGUCGAGAAAAGAAUAACUUGGUCCCAAUGGAGUUGUGCUCGAUCGCCGAAGGUCAAGAGUAUCGUCGCAAGUUGACUGACUUUCAAAAGUCUGCCAUGAUCAAAGUUGCUGCCACAGCCGCUGAUGUUCGCAAGCAAAAAAUUCUCGAUUCCGUUCAUGGAAUGCAAUUUGCUCAGGAUCAAUAUGCUCAACAUUUUGGCAUUUCGGUCGAUACACAGAUGGCCAAAAUUCAAGGGCGAGUACUGCCUACGCCUAAGCUUGUUUACGGUGACAGAGAGUCGUCGUCAAUUGUUCCUAGAGACGGAGUUUGGAAUAUGAGAAAAAUGAAAUUUAUCGAAGCCAAGUCGAUGAAUUCAUUUGGUUUAAUCGACAUCACUAAAUGCGGCGAUGGGGCUAUUGACUUGUUCAUUAGCGCAUUGACAAAAACUGGUCGAGAAAUGGGCAUGUCAAUGGGGCAGCUACUUUUCAACAAGCCUUGUGGGAUUGAUAGCUUGGAAAGCACUAUGAAAACAGCUAAGCAGAAGUUUCCACAGCUUCAAAUCAUUUUUGUCAUCAUCAACCGCCAUCAAGGCGCUUACGAUAUUGUGAAGCGUGUUGGGGAUUUAGAUCUGAAAAUCACCACGCAAUGCGUACAGCAAAAGAACGUGACGGGAAGAAACGGACCAGAUCCGUCAAUCAUGGCCAACAUUUGCUUGAAGCUCAACGCUAAACUAGGAGGAAUCAACAAUUUGAUUUCACGCGAUUUUCGCCCCAAGAUGUUAUUGAACGAACAAGUCAUCAUCAUGGGAGCUGAUGUGACGCAUCCUGGUGCCGACCAGCAAGAUUCUGGCAAACCUUCCAUCGCAGCCGUCGUGGGAAGUGUUGAUCCGCGCGCCUCGCAAUACUGCUGCGAGAUUCGAAUUCAAAAAUCAAAGCAGGAGUACAUUGAAGACAUGGAGACGAUGGUGUACAAUUUGCUGCGCAAAUUCAACAGGGUGUCUGGAGCCACUUCAACUGGCAAGCCACAGCGGAUCAUUUUCUACCGUGAUGGUGUGAGCGAAGGCCAAUUCGCAAAAGUUCUUGAAUGGGAGCUAAGCGCCAUUCGCAAGGCUUGCAUCAAACUGGAAUUUGGAUACCAACCACCAGUGACUUUCAUCGUAGUUCAGAAGCGCCACCAUACUCGUCUUUUCCCGGAUGAUCAGAGCGAUGAGUGUGGCCGUGGAAAGAACGUCCCACCUGGAACCAUUGUCGAUAACACGAUCGUGCAUCCCGUCGAGCAAGAUUUUUUCCUCGUUUCACACCAAGGAAUUCAGGGUACUAGUCGGCCGACCCAUUAUCACGUUCUCUGGGAUGAUAGCAAGUUUCUGGCAAACGACAUUCAAAUGUUGACAUAUUAUUUGUGUUACGUAUUUACCAGAUGCACUCGCUCUGUGUCGUAUCCAGCCCCGUGCUAUUAUUCGCAUCUGGUUGCCUUCCGUGGACGCCAGUACUAUGACAACUUGACUGGGAAUCGUCAAGCCAUGUCUUCGGCUGAUCUGCAGACUCAUAUCGAUUCAACCCGUGAUUUGAGAUUCAUGUUUUUCGUUUAGACUUUAACAAUAAGUCGCUUAUUAUUUUUCUUUUCACCAGCUAAUUUUCUUAUUCACUAUUGCUGGUUUUAUCCAUCUCAUGAACUAAUUUACAUUCAAUAUGUAGGUAUAAUUUGUUUGGAAAAGGAUGACUAGUUUUCUUUUACGUGCUGAUUACCAUAUGUUCAUCCUUUGAAAUUAUUGACCAAUAAGACUUAAAUUGUGAUGGUUAUCUAAUCUCGUGGUCCAAUUAAGAGAAAACAUGUUCAUAUAUUCUCUGCA
Daphnia pulicaria is the source of this 4338-nucleotide messenger RNA. RefSeq names its product protein argonaute-2-like. The record is from RefSeq and is a predicted model, not a curated record. Gene Ontology annotation, molecular function: protein binding; RNA binding. The coding region runs from base 1357 to 4077 and encodes 906 amino acids. The transcript is spliced from 16 exons. Lineage: Eukaryota; Metazoa; Arthropoda; Branchiopoda; Diplostraca; Daphniidae.